Messenger RNA from Trypanosoma grayi, 10209 nucleotides. RefSeq lists its product as hypothetical. Bases 1 to 10209 code for a protein of 3402 amino acids. The transcript has a single exon. NCBI's taxonomy places the organism in Eukaryota, Euglenozoa, Kinetoplastea, Trypanosomatida, Trypanosomatidae. The record is from RefSeq and is a predicted model, not a curated record.
AUGGGGAUGUCGCGCUGUAGUCGCUCAACGAGGAUGCACCCUCUCCUACUGCUGCUUCUAGUGGUCAAGUGGACGCUUUGCUGCUCUUCUGUGACUGUUUCCGCAGCCCCAUACCUCUCCACUUCUUUUUGUCCAAUCGGUUGGACGCUGUGGUCGCCGGGGCCAAAAGUGGGUGUUGGGGAGCCAUCUGGUGCUGAUCAGGCUUGGUGCGUCAAGCCGCAGACCAUUCUGGUGGCGCCGGAGGGGGUAGGCGAAGUGUGUGAACGUAUCUUCGAUUUGGACCCGCCACGUGGUGGUGACAGUGUGUACACAGGAAUCAUUCCCCAUGCGGUUUCUAUUCACUCUGACGAGCAAAACGCGUGGCUGCAGCAACUGUUGGACCCAAUAUUCAGUCACACUGGAGAUCGGAUAGCACUCGGCGGUGCAGCCGGUUUCGGUGAUAUUUUCUGGCACGACGGCACGACCCCGCUCUAUACGCAUUUUGCGCCAUCAGUGAACUGGGAGACGCAUAGCGGCUGUAUUGCAAUGCAACGCGAUGGCUUUUGGAGUUUGGUAAGCUGCAGUGCACCGCCGCGCCCUUUUGUGUGCGCUUUUGUCCCACAUAACGGCUCUAACAGCGGUAAUGGCAAUACCAAUAAUAGCAGCAGUGGCAGCGGCGGCGGCGGCGGCGGGGAGGACAGCGGAGACGGCAGCGGUGCAACGACGGGUGCCCCGACGGAAGGUGGCGGGGAGGACGCACCACAGCGGCCCACGCGCCCGCCUGUGCCGUCACCGCCACCGCCGUGCGCUACGGGGUGGGUGCCGCAUGCCGACAAGUGCUACCGUCUCUACGCGGAGACGGAGGAGGUGGCAGAGGAAGGGAUGAAUCAACAGGCGGCGCAGCAGUACUGCAAGGCACUUCACCCACGCAUCACUCUCACUGCCGUCCUGAGUGAAGACGAGAAUACCUUUCUCAGCGGCCUGGUGCAGGACUGGGCGCAAGACCGUAUCGAUGAGUUGUCGCGGAUUCGGGUCUUCAUCGGCGGCAUCUUCACCGCUCACGGGUCGGUGGGCGUGUGGUACGAGGACGCGCUGUGGUACGGCGCCGAUAACAACACGACCAGCUUUCCGUCAAGCCCAACGUGGCCAACAGUAGCGAACCAUUUCUACUCGCGGUGGGGCGCGGGAGAGCCCAGCGUGGCGUUCGGUUGCGUGACAGUGUCUGUGAGCGGCACGUGGUAUGCGGAGGAUUGUCGAGAAGUGCUGCCCUUUGUCUGCGCGUACCUCAACGACGGUUCCAUCGGCACGGAGAUUCCGAGUGUCACACCAGAGAGUGGCGCGGGGUCGUCGUUGGAUUCUGAAGACAACAAAAACACCACAGAACCUGCCUUACCACCUACAGAGUUGUUGUGCAUAGAUGACUGGGCGUAUUUCGCGCCAACCAAUCGAUGCUAUCGUGUUUUGACUGGCAAUAGCGUCGCUGCGGCGGACUUAGAGCAGCGCUGCGGCCAGCUGCUCCCCGACAUUGCACCACCUGAAACCAUUCACGCGGCAGCCAUUGCAUCUGUGGAGGAGAGUGCCUUUUCUGGUCAACUUGUUGCCAACGCAGGCCUGCUGCAUGCGCUGAUAGGCGCGUCAUACAUUGAGCGAGGCGUGGCUGGCCAUUACUUCGACGGCAUGACGGAGUGGGUGCCGUACCUGGCAGGAAGUUUGUGGGCUACCGGCCAGCCGACCCGCGACAUGGGGUGCAUGACUGUUGGCCCCGCCGGCGCGUGGUAUUACUACCCCUGCGAUGCACCAGCAGAAGCGUACAUGUGUGCGUACCAGGCCGGGAAGAUUCUGCUUCCGCCGACGGUGCCGUCCCCAUCGGAGGUGCCUCCCACAUCGACGACGACGACGACAACAACAACGGCACCGUCGAACGAGACACGACCGCUGGAGGCACGCAUCGCAUCGUUGUCGGGGGCAGUCCAUCUGGUAGUGGCUGCUGGUACUGUUGGUGUAUACACCGUGUCGAGCGCUGGCGGAGCGACGGAUGGACUCCUGCUGAUGUUCGCCCCGGACAUGUCUGAGGUUCUUGCAAGCGCUGGAUGGAGCGAAUCCACUGCGAUGUCGCCGUGCGGUGGGUACAAGAAACAGGAAUACAUAUUUGGGGUCAUGCAUGGGGUUGUGACUGUGACCCACCCCAACGAGACGAUGCGUGGCCGCGUGUGUGUUUCUGGUGACGGGGUGCACUAUGUACCAACAAACAACAUUACAUUUGAGGUGGUGGACGUGGCUCUACAUGGUUUUAUUCCGGUGAAGCCUUCAGAAGAAUGGGAUCAAGACGAUGAUAACAGUGAGAGUAGUAACCGGCGUGAAAUAGGGCUCCAAGUGGUUGGUGUUCGUCUGCGGUCUAGCGGUGCCUUGCGUCUCGUCUUGCACAGGAGUGGUAGUGACACAAGGGCGGAAAUUCACCACUUACGCCUCUCGUCUGCCGCUGACUGUAUGCAAAGCCGCUACGUUCUCUUUGAAGAGGAGCUUUCUGUUGUUGAGGAUGAGCAGCUCCAGCCCACGGUCACGUACCAGUUUGCCGAUGUUGUGCCAGCCAAUGGGGCCAACCUCGACCGUCUCCAUGACGAUGAAGACGGACGACUGCCCACUGAGUUUUUCGUUUGCGUCGCGGCAUCCAAGAAAGGACGAGCGUCGCCAACGUCAAACGCCACUUUCCAGUGGCCGGCCGGCAAUAUUCCCCAUAUGUAUCCUGAUGUGCUUGGUGCCAAUAUGGUCGCAGAGGAAACGAAUGGGACCACCCAAGUGAUGGCGUGGUCCGCUGACGGCGUGCCUAUGCUGCUCUACACGUUGGUUCCCAACUUGCGGGUUUACGUGGCACCGCCGCACGUUGUUGUGCGCGGCAUGUGGGCACUAUCCCCCGCCAAGGUUGACCUUGACGCUGCCAGAGUACUGCCGCCACAGGUGAAGUCCACGAGAACUCUCCUGGUGCCGCAGUUCUCGUCGCCCGUGAUUGUUUUUGACGGUGAAGGACUACGAGAAGGCAUGUCGCUGCUGCUGUCGCGGAGGAUAGGGGAAUGCCAGAGGCGACAACCGACGCCCGGAGGCAACCCUACUAACCCCGAGGUUGCCGCCACCUUAGACACAUUCCUUGCUGUGAGUACACUGAACGUUUCAAUAGCGCCGCGGGCCAGUGAUAAAAAUGUCAGCAGUGGCGAAAACAGCAGUAACAGCUUGGCGUUUGUCCAACUGAACCUCAAUCAUACAGGGAUGUGGGGCGUCAGUUUGGCGGAUGAGGAACAAACGUGGCAGGUUUGCUUUGCAUACACCCCACUCUUAAGCUUUAUGCCACUCACAGACAUAAAAAUUGUCGUAAAAAGGGCUCGAAUCUUGGCUGUCACAACGGAUGAAGACAAUAACGAUGGUCUUAACAACGGUGCCUCUCCAGAACUAAAAAUUAGCGCAGGAUUCAGCGGAUUGCUGCGACUAUGGGGUCUCGACGUGGAUAUGUGGUCGCCGAGCACACUCAGCAAUUCAGAGAUUGCGUUUGCGCAGCCUCCUCCAGGGAAUUCGAGUAUCGCGGACUUAACCUUCCAGUGCACCAACACCUCUCUUUUCUAUCGCCAGCGGACCUUGGGCAUCGUGGUGCCGCGUAGCGCCACCAACAGCGUUGUAGAGGAUGCCAUCAAAAAUGGCUCGAUGUCAGAUACACAGCGAGGCGCGGCGGUGGUAGUGCUUCCACCGGGAUUUAUAGACAAGGAAACCACGCGCCGUAUGCGUGUGUGUCUGUCAGUCCCACUGCCUUUUCGUAGCGACCACCGUGUGUUCAUUCCGACUACCGCAACCGUCGAUGUCCGCCCCGUCGAGGUUUACUUCAUUGGGCCAUAUACGGCCCACUUUCCCACAGCAGGGGAGACGGACCAAAGCCUGACGGUCGUGGAAAUCGCCGAUAAUGCCGACGACUUGGUGUUAUCACUCUCUGGUUACGGAUUGAGUGAUGACAUGAUGCUGUUUUUGUCAGAAGAACGCUGCCACCCGCGGCGCGAUAUGGGGGGCGAGAGCGAGGACAUGCAAACCUACAUUGACCGCAUCAGUCGCCUGAACUUCACCAUUAUGCGACCCUACGACGUGCCACCGAAGUACCGGCUGGAGUUCGCCGCCGCUGCUACGAGCAGCGACGCCUUCAUCACCCUUAGCAAGAUGCAUACAGCGCCAUCAGAGGCUGAUCGCAUCUUUGGGGCGGCGCGGACGCCGCUGUUUGUAUGCCUCUACGCGCCAGGAACGUAUCGGGCAGUGUACCCGCUCGCCUUCAAGUUUGUUGUGCGCCGUCCAUACGUGACGUCGAUACGCGCGGCAUGCGAGCCGGCUGCGCCGCAGGCGGUGGUGACGUACUCGUCGUUCGUCGACCUCGUGGUGGAGGGCUUUGGCCUGUAUGACGGGGAGGCGGCGUUCGUCCCGGCGGUGGACUGCAGCAACGCGACGAGCUUCCUGUGGCGAAGCCCCGUUCGCACGUCUGGAGUGCCGUCGAUGGCUGCCAAUCACCACACUGGCUGCGGGGCUAACACCUCCUCCCUCUCGCGUUACGUGAAUUCGCAAAAGUCCAUGUCGUCGUGGUUCCUUUCGCUCACACAGGCGCACACGGCGCGCAUUGGGGCGCUCGAGCCCACAGAAAACAGCAUCGAUCGAUUCCAAUGGUGCGUGCGCUACCGAGAUGCUGACGCGCUCGUGAAUGCAACCACUAAAGCGGGUGGCUGGAGAAAAGGGUUUGUGCCAACUGGUAUAUUGUAUCAGCUUAUCAUCCCAACUACGGACGGCUUCCUUUUCGGAAACAGCACGACAAAACAUCUGACACGUAAAACACGUCACCCGACACUGGGAUACUGGGAGAAGAUUCAGCUUGUCGGGCCACUCAUUACACACACGUAUGGACUAGGCAAUCCACUUUUCAUGUUUCUCGCUGAGGAGCUCGUGCCAUGCAAGAAGCUGAAAAAUUACUUUAUCAAUACGAACAGUUCUGAUCGUUUUAUUACGGCAGUGAACGGGUCCGCGGUCAUCGUGCCGAAACUGCUAACCAAUACUGGGACAUUUAAGUUGUGUGCAAGUGCCAUUUAUCCUGAGCGGCUUUCGUCGGAAGAGGGGACAGAGGCAGCACUCCAGUUCUUCGAACUCAAGGGGCUGCGUAUCAAGCUGGUGGAUCCUGUAUACGCGUUCUUUUCGUUGAACCGCACAGAGUACGUCACGGUGGAGCAAGGACAGGAGUGGGCGCUUCCGGUGAGUGGGUCGAGCAUCUCAAACAUGUCUCUUUUGCGCUUCCGGCCCUUGACUGCGAACUGCAGCACGCCGAUGCCCAGCGGCCUGGACGAUGUGAUUGUGCGGAACCUGUUUGAUGGGCUGAGCCUCGUGGGCAAUGCCAUUCACCCACCGGAGAGGGGUGACAACAACAGUGAGACGAGUGAGCCACACUACAUCGUACUCGAGCGUGAACUUAUUCGUGGCCUCAAGGUGCAAGAGUACAAGGUGUGUUUUAAGCCUGAUCGGUCAACGCCGUGGAUGAGCUCUGGUGUCGUGUUGGAUGUGCGCGAGCACAUACGCAGGCCGACACGCUACAGAUACUUUGCUGAUGACGGUAGUGAGGAUGUCGUCUCCUUCACUGCCCUACCACCAACGAAGAUUGCGCUUGAGUGGCUUACACAAGAGGAGGACACGACAAACAUUGUGGGCGCCGUUGCACGCGAGCUGGCGGUGGCGCUUUGGUGUCGCGACGGUAGUGCAGCAGAAAACAAUACCAAUGACAACAAGAAGAGUAGUAGCGGCAGGAGGGAUGUGGUACCGUGCGGUAAUUGGAGGCGUCUCAUGUUUGUGCGGCCAUUAGACGACGACAGAGAUCCCUGUUUUGUUGACUUCGAGGCCGUCCAGCCGGACAUAAUCCGUGGCCCGUUUGUCCUGGAGGACAGCAUUCUCACGAUACCGCGCAGCGUGAGCCGAAACGUGAGUUUCUACCCCAACGCGACACAGCCGUGGAUCAUGUGCCUAGAAACCGCACCGGAACGAUGGCGGGAAUCCAUUUCCCCACUCGUGCAGUUGCAGUUCACAACACCAAUUCCAAGAGGGUUCUGUUCCCAGCCGGAUGAUCCAAGCAACACCACGGUACCCUUCUUUGGCCACGAAAGAAGAGCAAUGGACUCCUCUACUGAUCGCACCGAGGCAGAGGGAAACCGCACACUGAUUUUGCACGUGGAGGAAACGAGCAGAGUAUUCUAUUUGAAUGGAUAUGCCAUUCAACGCGGUUUCAUGCUGCGCUUCGGAUCACGCUGUGACGAGGAGGUUAAUGUGGGCGACAAGGGUGAGGGGAAAAAUAGGACAGAGCUCGUGGCCAAGGUGCAGCAGCUGAAUAACACGCUUCUGUAUGAGGAGCCACUCACUAUUGAGGAUGACCACGGCGUGUUUCUCUUUCCCGCUACUCACUUCGCCCGUAUCGAGGCACCAACGUUGAUGUGCCUUUCAACAGAUGGCGGCGCAUCUUACGUUAUGACAAACCUUUCACUGACCGUGCUGCCAUCACAGAUACGGCGCGACUGGCCCGCAGACGAGGCACGUAUCACCGAACUUGCGUUCCGUCGUACCCUCGUUGUGCCGCGUAAGAGCAAGGGUACAGUAAGCAUGGCCGGGCUGUAUGGUGCUAACAACGAUGACGAAGGUGACGACGGCACCCUUAGCAGCAGAAGCACAAGGAACAUCAAUGAGUUUUCGGUGGGGGCGCAGGUGCUGCUGUCAUCUGCGUGCCACGCGAACCUCGAGGGUCUUCCCAUCAUCACCGUCACAGUUCCGGGCGCCAUCUCAGUGACGGAGACACACACCCGCAUCGCUACCAGGGAGCGGCUGCACAUAUGUGUUCGCCAAGCUGGCAGCGAGAAUGAAAGCAACACGACGGCUUUUCACGGGUUCCGUCCCUCUGGCCUUUUCUUCCGAGUGCUUGAUGUUGCUGUGACGUCUGUCACUCUGCACAAGACUAUGCCAAACCUUGUGGCGGAAGAGAACGGUCUGCAUCACCUCGUUGUCCGUCGAAACAAUGAGUCGAUGCUUUUGGUUGUCACGAUGGAGUCGAGAAUAGGCAACGGCAACACUAGCGACGCACCCAACUCCACGGCCUUGGCUGAGAUUCGCGACGUGGAGGAACGUUACAUCGACAUGCUAGAUACGCCGGGGGCGUUGUCACUUUUCCGCCUGGCAAAGUUCCGUGUCGGAAGGCCCUGCAGCGUGCCAAACCCACAGGAACCGGAGGCGAGUCUUGCCCCGCUCACCGCUCUGACUGCCACGUUUGUGAAGGACACGGUGCGGGUGACGACGCAGGAUGGGUCGGCGCCGGUGGUGGACUUCGCGCUGCCGUUGCACACGGCGAAGAACGGGACUGUGGAACCGUGGUCGCCGUCCUCGCUCUGUGUCUCCGUGGAUGGGGGCCGGCACUACUUGUCCUUUGGAGCCUCCUACGUGUCAGUGUCGUGGGCGCCAACACUGCGGGUGCAGCUGUCAAUGCAGGGAGAGAACAUGAGCGAGGACGGGGACACUGAAGAGGUAGAGAAAGGUGGUGCCGUUGUCUCCACCGUAGUGCACCUCAUCGAGCAAGCAAGUCUGUAUGGGAAGCUCGUCGACGUCCGCUACGCUGUACCACCACAGCCGUUUCAGGCAACCCCGUUAAGCCGUUACGUGAGUGAUUUCACCACCGACGUGCUCUGGACUGGCUUCCUGCAAGACACGGGCUUUGCGAGCGGCGGAGAACUCUACUUUCCUCCGGUGACUAUGAACGACGGCGAGGAGGGCGGUCCGUUGUACUUUUCCGCCAACUAUCGCUACCGAGACAUCCCCACUGGCUUGACGUUGCAGCUUCUGCCGAUGUCGCUUCAUUGCAUUGGGGAGGUACCCAGCACGUUGCAGCAGCUGCAUGGUCGCUCCACUGGGUGGUUGUUGCCCAUCCCAGGACCUUGUGGCCACACUAUUCAAGCUGGUGCGGUUUUGCGUCUUGUCAGCGAGAGUGUUACCUCCUGCGCUUCGCCAGAAGCUGAGCGUGCCUACGCCAUGGAUGGCAUUGUGGUGAAACCGCUCGAGUGGGCCGGUGCCACGGCAACGACGAUGACGAUGCCGACGACGACGCUGCAACUGCCCACUGCGAUGAACUACGUUCCGGAUGGGCUGUACAAGGUUUGUGUGAAAAAGUACCUCCCCUCCCGCCUCGGAAAGGGGGAAGUCUACCUGGAUACACCUGUGAAGAUUGAAGUAGUCUCGUCGCUCGUGGUGAACGAGGUUUCUGGGCUUCUUAGCGGGGCACUGGCUGUGUUCCAAGGCAGUGAGACGGUGCUUUCCCUGCGAGGUUCUGUCGUUCCGUUUAUGGGCGACAUCCGCAUUGCACUUACGCCGACAGGGGUAGUGGAUGUGCCAGAUGCUGCUGACGCCUGCAGUGCUCUCCGGUGGCCUUUCAAAAAGGGCGGCGCCAACGCAACACACCCUGUUUUAUGGAAAUAUGUGGUGUCGUUCACCGUCCGCUUGAGCCCGGAGGACCUCGGCUGUGUCACGAAUCACACCGCCUAUCGCGUGUGCUACAGCGUCGACGGUGGCCUGAGCUUUCGUGCAGUAGGACCGACGUCAUCGUUCCUGCGGCUGGUGAUCCUCCCGCCUACCAUUGUUGGCCCGGUGAUGACGGAGCGACAGCCGUACAACCCCAACACCGUGACGGCAACAGCACAGCGACUCGAGCGCUUCGUCAGCCGCGGUGCGUCGCCAUCAACUGCUUCGUACUUGUCACCAGCGAAAGUGUCAUUCUUUGUGGAUCGGCCGCCCAGCUACUUCUUUGGCGCAAGCGAGUGCUUUGUUGGGAAUGGUAUCGGCGCAGGGAGCGGCCGUUAUGCUGCUGGUGCCAUACAGGCGCUGGCAGUUGCGGUCCUUCGAACGGACGCAUUUGGGGAAGUAUGCGACGGAGCAGAUUUGCAAUCCGUGAUUGCGGUGAACGAGGAGGUAAACCCGAGCUGGGGUGACUACGUCCCUAACCCACUCGCGCUGCCGGUGUUUAUCGUCGACGCUCGCAGCGGCUGUCUCUGGGAGCAGGCUGCUGACAACAGCAGCAGUGCUGGUGUUGGUGAUGGCGUGCUUCGACGGGAGUGGCUGGAGCACACCGCAUCGCUCCGCAGCGAGGGCGGUCUUAGCGCGCAUGCAUUGCUUGGAAGGGCGGCGACAAGAGAGGAGCGUCUGAGCCGUGAGUCUAUCUCAUACCUUGUGUGCACGUCGGUGGAUGGGGUGCACUUCUACAGCGCCAACGCACCGCCGCAUAGCGGCGACGAGGGCGACGUGAAUGGCACAACAAAUACCACUUCGCUGGUAACAGCGGCGCCUAGCGAGUCGGUGGCGCCGCUGCAGAACGUUAGCGGACUCCCACUCGUGUUGCGUGUGGACCCCAGUUUCAAUGGCUCGUACUAUGCCCGUGACAUUGCGGUCGUCGCAGUCCUCGCCGUGCGCCAACGCGCGCCUACGGCUCAGGCGUCGUUGGACCUCAACAGUGGCGCGGGGGCACUCGAACGCUUCCAGAAGGCGGUGGCGCGGCUGCUGCAGAUCGACCCGGCGCUCAUUGUGGUGCGGCUUGCGGAGCGUGGUGUUGUGGCCCCCGUGUCUGGCGCGAACGCCACACAGCCGCAGGGCUACCCGCUCUACACGCUCUCCCUGUCGCUGCUCUCGGAUGCUCGUGUGUCGAAGAGAAGCGCGGGUGCCUCGGAUGAGGCGGGCGGCGUGACGCCGUCACCGGAGCUUCUUCUACGGUACGCAUUGCUUCUGCGUGACAGCACAACACAGGCGUCGCUCCUCUCGACACUGCUGCCGCCUGCUGUGAGCGAGGCCAACCUCGCAACGGUGGUGGCUCCGUACGUCAACUACACCUUCGGCACCGGCGUUGACCUGCACGCGGCGCGGCAGCAGCACCGGAGCGAGCUCCCGAGUGCGCCGAGCGAGGAGCCGGCGUGGCGUGAACGCUUUGCCGCCAUUCCUCACGCGACCCUUGCCGCCGACGCUGUUCCCGAUGAUGUGACGAACGACUCAACGAACAAGAUGUCGUGGUGGGCGGUGCCGCUGCUGCUCGUGUUCCCUGCGUGUCUUGUCGCGGGGUCGCUGUGUUUGUACCGGCGGUUCCUCCGCUUCCGUCCGCUAGGGGAGAGAAGAGUACCAGGAGCGGCGGCGGCGGCGAGAGUAGAAGCACCCUAA